This is a messenger RNA of Dicentrarchus labrax (European seabass), 3960 nucleotides long. Its product is annotated as SUN domain-containing protein 1-like. Gene Ontology annotation, cellular component: nuclear envelope; meiotic nuclear membrane microtubule tethering complex. Lineage: Eukaryota; Metazoa; Chordata; Actinopteri; Moronidae. Gene Ontology annotation, molecular function: protein-membrane adaptor activity. The transcript is spliced from 23 exons. Gene Ontology annotation, biological process: nuclear envelope organization. The record is from RefSeq and is a predicted model, not a curated record. The coding region runs from base 281 to 3256 and encodes 991 amino acids.
GGUCGGUCGGUGGUCGGUCGGUGGUCGGUCUGUCUCUGAGGAAAGACUCGCUGUCAGUAACAGACACAUUUUUAUCGUUAACGUCGGUUUAUAACCAGAAGGCCGCCUCGUCGUUUCCCAUCAUUAACACGAGCGUUGAGCAGCGUCCUCUCCGUGUACAGUCUGCCGGGGAGGAGCCGCCAUUGUGUGUCCGGCGACCCGCUGUAGCUCCAGCUACUCCUCAGCAGUGUCUGACUCGGAGAAGGAGCAGCAGAUCUUGGCGUUCCUCCACUCGGGGACGAUGUCGAGACGCAGCCUGCGGCUCGAUGACGGCCUGUUGGACCGCAGUCUUCCACACGGCAGCGCCUCCUUCAGUGUGGGAGGAACCAGCUGGAGGAGCACCAGGUUGCUGAAGUCUCGUCGCUCCCAGCAGCUCUCCUCCUCCUGCUCAGAGUCUCUCCUCCUCAACACUCCUCGUAAACAGUCUCUCCUGAACAGCAGCCUCCACAGCGUGACCUCCGACGCCUCCCUGCUCUCCUCCCUGCUGGACGACUCCUCGGUCCAGGAGACCACGAUGGUCGACACCUUCUGGGGUUUGGACCAGGACAUGGAUCCUAAAGAAAGUACCAUCAUAGCGGAGCCGAGCACCGUCCUGGCAGACCGCACUCUGAUUGGUUCAGACGGUCGCUGUCCCAAACACGUGGUCCCGACGCCCAGCAGGGUUUACUGCAAAGACUGUGAGUCCACGUACUUCCCCUCCUCCAAAUACACCUCCUCCUCUUCCUCGGUGCCGGGACCGUCGGAGCCAGCGGAGCCGGAAACCUCCACCGUCUACUGCAGAGACCGGAGCCGCAAGACCCGCACAGGUGUGCUGGCGUCCGUGUGGGACAGGUCAGCAGCCUGUGUGGUCUCCCUGCUCGCUCUUCUUCUUCAUCAGCUGACGCUACAGAAACGCCACCAUGUGACAGAUGUGCUGCAGCUGUGGUGGGACUCGUGUGUGCUGUGUGUCCGGAGAGCUGCAGCCCGCUGUGCGUCUGCGCUGACACACACCUGGCAGGUGUGUCGGGGGCUGAAACCACAGACUGAGAACAGACGGGGAGCUCGAUCCAGUCACUGUGGAGUCAUGAACCUGAGGGAGUCCAGCACCAACCAGAAGGAGCUUCAUCCCAACGGAUCUCUGUGUGACGACUGUAAGGACAAACAUCACUCAGAGCCGGAUUCUGUCGCCUCUACCUGGUCCUCUACCUGGUCCUCUACCUGGUCCUCUACCUGGUCCUCAGUGGCUUCCUGUUUGUUGGGGCUGAUGUGGAGCGCUGCUGUUUCUACAGCUUCGUGUCUGUUUCAGCUCACUCACCAUGCCGCUUCAGCCGUUUGGCCUCUGACCAAGAAAAUGUGUUCAGCUUCUCUGAGCGCCGGACGCUCUGCAGGUAAUGCAGCAGGUGACGUGUACAGGUGGCUCAACAGACGACUGCAUCACAUGACCUCCAACUUCCUCCCGACUCGCUUUGCUCUCAGACUCCUCCUGGUUGUCCUCCCUCUGCUCCUCCUCCUCCUCCUCAGCCUGUGUUGGUUUGGUCCAGCUGGUCUACAGUCCGUCCUUCCAGCAGUCAACAUCACAGAGUGGAGGACGGUGGUCUCCGACGUCCCCGGUCUGUCCUCCAUCUACGGCUCCACGUCCCCCCAGAGCCACUCAGUGGAGGGCGCCGUGGAGGAGUCGAGGGAGGUGCAGGCCUUCGAGGAGCCGCUCUACAGUCGACCUCCACCGACUGAAACGCAGACAGGAGCGGAGGUUCUGACCCCUGACUUUACGCUGCCGUCAGCCGCGGUGGAGGAGUCGACGCGGCUCGGUCGUCUGGAGCAGAGUCUGGCGGCGCUGUGGGAGCAGGUGGAGGUCGGGGGGCGGCGGGAGGAGCAGAGACAUAGGGAGGUGCUCCGGCUGUACUCUGACCUCCAGCAGCAGCAGCAGCAGCAGCAGCAGCAGCAGCUGGUCUCCGUUCACAGCGGCGCUGGGGAGCCCUGGCUGAGCGGCCUGCUGGACCAGCAGCUGGACCAGCUCAGGACACGAGUGGACGAGGAGAGGCAGCAGAGGGAACAGACUCGGCAGCAGGAUUUGUCGCAGCAGCAGAGUCAAACGUCCCGUCUGGAUCAUCUGGAGCAGCAGCUGCAGGCGCUGGCUGCCAGAACCCAGGCGGUGCAGUGGAGACAAGAAGCUGCUGCAACAGCUUCACCUUCAUCCACAGUUCCAGCUGCUGUCAGUGUUGGUGUUGACCGUCAGUCCCAUGAUGCCUUGCUCGCGGAGGUAGUGCGGUUGGAGGCGGCUCUGGAGGACGUCAGGCAGGAUGUUGAGGGUCUGUCUGGAUGUUGGGACGGCUGCAGACGACUCGACAAAAUCCAGCAGACGAUUUCAGAGCAGGUCUCCGCUCAGGUCCGCGAGGAGGUUCGGACUCUGGUCUACGGCAACCAGCUGACAGUGAGGGGCGGGGCCUCGGGAGACGGCGGCGGCCUCCCGGACUCGCUCUUGCAGUGGCUGUCGCAGCAGUACGUCAGCGGGGCCGACCUGCAGGCGUCGCUGGCCGCCCUGGAGCUCAGCAUCCUGCAGAACAUCAGUCUGCAGCUGGAGCAGCGCGGCAGCGAGGAGGCGGUCAGAGAGGCCGUCCUGCACGCCACCGGGGCAGCUGGGGCCGCCGUGACCCAGGAGGAAGUUCAUGUGAUUGUGAAGAACGCUCUGCAGCUGUUUUCUCAGGACCGAACCGGCCUGGCCGACUAUGCUCUGGAGUCUGGAGGGGGCAGCAUCCUGAGCACUCGCUGCUCGGAGACGUACGAGACGAAGGCCGCCCUGCUCAGUCUGUUCGGAGUUCCUCUCUGGUAUUUCUCUCAGUCUCCUCGAGCUGUAAUCCAGCCAGACGUCCAUCCAGGAAACUGCUGGGCCUUCAGAGGCUCCACUGGAUUCCUGGUGAUCCGCCUCUCCAUGAAGAUCCUCCCCACCGCCUUCUCCCUGGAGCACAUUCCUAAAGCCCUGGCACCCAGCGGGACGUUGCACAGUGCCCCCCAAAACUUCAGUGUCUACGGUCUGGAUGAUGAGAGUCAGGACAGAGGGAAGCUCCUGGGCACUUACACCUAUGACGAGGAUGGAGAAGCUCUACAGACAUACCCUGUCACCGAGGAGAGUGACCGAGCCUUCCAGAUCAUCGAGGUACAGGUGUUGUCCAACUGGGGCCACCCGGAGUAUACCUGCAUGUACCGCUUCAGGGUGCACGGGAUGCCCGCAGACGUCUGAGGACGCUGCAGAGAUGAUGUCAGAUUACAUCACCUUCAAGCUAACUGCUGCUAACUGUGCCUGAGAGUCUCAGUGACUGUAAACUCACUGCUUUCCUUCCUGACCAAAUGUGACAACGUCUGAGUGUCGCCAUUUCCUGUGGAAAUAGGCGUAUGUAUGUAUGUAUAAUUCUUGUCAGUAGUUAAUAUUUUUAUACCAAUGUUGUUUUGUGUUUGCUGUUUUAAAAGUCCUUCGUGUUUUAGCCCAUUUUUCUGUGUCGUAAUAAAAAAAGAUGUGAGCAGAAAAUCUUGAAACUGGAACUACUUUUGGUCGCUGUAAUUGGUCCUCCUGCAUAAACUGGUGGUGAAGAUAUGAUGUGAUUUAAAGCAGAGGACAGAUGAAGUGGAAAUCAACCAAAGUUUUUUUGGGUUUUUUUUAGGAGAAAAUUUCCUCUUCGUGUUUCCAUAGUCUCUGUCUGCUCUCUGAGCCACAUUAAUAAUUUCAGAACGAUGCUAAUGCUACAGCUGUAGCUGUCUGGUUGUUGUGAGGUGAAGGAAUUUACUGGUCAAAUGAAAUGAGGUUUUUUUUGCACUCUUUAAAAAUUACUUGUUUAUUUUUUUUUAUUAAACACUGUUGGGAAAUGAUUUUGUUUUUUUACAUUAAAUAUUUGUGGUUUUGUAUGUGAUUUCAAGCUGAAAGUAAUAAAGACGUGAGUUCUUUUUAUA